ACUGGAAGUCCAAUUCUCCAACCAGUCUACUGCUGGCCAGCCUGCUGACUUGUGCUGCCAUCAACAAAGCUUGCACAGCACAUCCGUCACAUCCAUCCCAAUCAACUCAUCAGCCCACACCCUCUUCCAGCAACCCACGCCGGCAGGCCAGCAUCAGGUGCUGCUUUAGACGUUCGUCCCAUUCCCUCCCCUUCCCGUCCGCACCAGCUUGUCACCGUUUACCACCCUCCACCACCUUCCUACGCACUCCAAGCCUGAACGUCAACUCCGCAGGCCUAAAACGCGCCGGUGCUCUUUUGUCCAGCCUUCAUUCGGCAUGGCGAGCAGGCAAGAAGUCGUGGUGGCGCGUCGACCGGAUGUACUGCGGGACGAAAUGCUCUGCCCCAUUCCCGCCGUCAACUGGAAGGAGGAGACGGGAUCGCGCCGGGUCAAGGAGCCAAACUCGGGGAUUCGCCCUGUGGUUGCUAACUCCGCCCAUCGCGUGCUGGACGGCGAAGCGUGUCCGAUUGCCCCGCAGGAUUGGCGCUCGCUAUCUCAAGGCGCAGCACCAGGCAGGAAAGCAGCGGUGGCGCGCAAGACCAAAAAGGCGACUACGAAGGCGGGUAUCGCGGCAGACGACGACGAGGGAACCGGCAGAGAAAGGGGAACAACCGCGGCGCAUGCCAGGAAAAUUUGCCGCACCACCGUGGAAACUAGUACUACUGGUAGUAAGCUCGCGCUGGCGCCCCUGACCAAAAUCGGAGUCCCCGCUUCAACCUUCGCCACCCCAACGUUCUUCGCGGCCUCGCAAUCCGUCGACUCCGCGCUCAUCAUGUCCCCGCGGCCGGCCACUGCCACGUCGACAUCUUCGUCCGCGUCAUCUGACAUCGGCGCGCCUUCAGGCACGUCGCGCUCCAGCAGCGGGAGCAGCGGGAGCAGCGGAAGCAGCCGCAGCAGCAGCUCCACCUCAUCCGAGGAGGUUCUGGAGGUCGCGGCGGUGCUCUCACAGCUCGACGCAAGCACGCACGAGGUGUCACUCGCGCCAUCGCCCGCGUUGUCGACGGCGUCCCCACGCGGCAAAAGCCUCCGUGCGCUAGCGCGUCACACGAGCGAGCUAUGCCCGAGUCGAGGGAGCUCCGAGCUAGCAGCUGGCAGCGAUACUACCCGCGCGAAUUGUGCACAAGACGAAAUCAAGCCUCUCGCUCCGGCGGCCGCAUAUCCAGUCGACUUGUCCUCGCGCGGUUCCACCUUCUCUGGUCUCAUCAAGUGCUCGCCCGCAGGUCCCUUGCUCUCGCCUCUCUUCCCAUCCUACGCCUCGUCCGCCGCCGCGUCUCGGGAGACUCUCGCUAGCAAGGGCGCCACUGCUACGGCUACUCUCUUUCCUUCAGCCGGCGAUCUCCUUGCGGCACACGCUGCGUUCAAUCCGGGGUCGUCGAGGGCCGCAGUGGAGCCGCCGCUGGUGGCGGCUCGGCGCGCAACUGCUGAUGGCGUGAAGCAGUUCCCCGUCUACCAGGCGCGGGACGUUUUCGCAGGAACCUCUCCGACCGAUCAAGCGGUCACAACGAGCGGCUGUGCCGACGGCACAGCCGGGGACGGGACGGCGAACAGAAGGCGCAGGCGGUUCUCUGAGACUUCGAGUCGCGAAGAGGCGAUUCGCGCGGGAAUCGAGAUGGGCAUGGUGAUGGGCGUGGGCGUGGAGAUCGGGCAGCGCUGCCGCGACACAACGAGCAAGGGCACUGCGGAAGCUGGCGAUCGCAAUGCUGCUGCAGUGAGCUGCGCGGAUUGGUCUGAGCUGAGCCAUCUGUGCGGCAGGAUGGACGCAGCGGGGAUCCGCAUCGAGCAAAUCGACCUUACAACACUCGGUGACACCGUCGACGACAUCGCCAUCUGGUAGUUUCAUUAUGCCGUCGACCCCGGGGCAAAAAAGGCUUAUUUCCCGUCUCUCUUCCGUCCAUUCUUUACCUACCACUGCCUGCACCUCCCUGUCUGCCGAUGUUUCUGUCACACUCCCCAUGUACCUCAACCACUGAACACUGUUGAAUGUCUAGGACUUACCCUUUCUAAUCUGUGUGAAUACGUUUUGUUCCUUUCGUGUCCAAUGCUUAUUUGCAAGAGUCCAAUAAACAAGCGUUGCACCAAGUGACAGCUCCGUUUCUUAUCUGAUGCACCUGCCAAAUUGACAAGGAAAGCAGGCUACACCGCUCUCUGAGGAACAGGGGCUAGUGUACGAACUUCUAGUGCGUCGGGCCAUGGGGAACAGCAUCAAGGGACGGUCUGUCAGUCAUGAAUCGGCCUCUCAGGCACGUCCCUGAGGGCUCCUUCAGGGUGCCCCGCGAACUGCGCCCCUUCGUACGCCUGCUCUGCUCGGGCCUUGCCUCCCUUGCGCCCCAUCUCCGCAUAGUCCUCAUGGGUCAUCUGCGCUUUGCGCGCCUCGCCGCCCUUCUUGCCGCCCUCUACUAUCUUCUCGUAAGCCUUCUCUGCCUGCUCCUGAGUUUGACCCAGCUGCGGACCCGUCUUGAGCUCUUCCCUGCGCGACGCCAUGGCCCAACUCUGUGGUACAGUAGUACUGUGACGAAUGAAAAGUAGACAAUUCUGUAGGCAUACACUUCGUAGCUGGUAGCAGGGGAUUUGUAGAGCAGCAAGUGAAUUGGGUAUUUCAAGCAAUGCGGGUGGGGACAGAAACAGGAUUGAGGAAUCGGAGCGCCGCAUAUUUUGACUUCAAGGCGGCUCGAUGGACACCAUGACACGUCGCGGCAGCGGUGGCGAGGCACAAGUGGG
Messenger RNA from Closterium sp. NIES-67, 2757 nucleotides. Lineage: Eukaryota; Viridiplantae; Streptophyta; Zygnematophyceae; Desmidiales; Closteriaceae. The record is from the annotation of a GenBank genome assembly.